Molecule: messenger RNA, 1128 nt
Organism: Periophthalmus magnuspinnatus
Lineage: Eukaryota; Metazoa; Chordata; Actinopteri; Gobiiformes; Gobiidae
Gene: prtfdc1b
Product: phosphoribosyl transferase domain containing 1b
Exons: 9
Coding region: 73-744 (223 amino acids)
Biological process (GO): hypoxanthine metabolic process; purine ribonucleoside salvage; IMP salvage
Molecular function (GO): magnesium ion binding; hypoxanthine phosphoribosyltransferase activity
Source: RefSeq, a predicted model, not a curated record
GCCACACCAGUAAUCUGAGGCUACUGGAGCGUUUUGGUUGUUUUUUUUUUUCUGUGCGCCUUUGGAAACAACAUGGCAGACGAUGCACCUCCAAAGAGACGCGACGGGAUUGUGAUUGAGGAUAGCUGGCCUGGCUACAGUUUAGACUUGUUCAGUUACCCUGCGCACUACGCCGGGGACUUGGACUGCGUCAUCAUCCCACAUGGAGUGAUCAUGGACAGGACAGAACGUCUGGCCCGGAACAUUAUGGACGACCUCGGUAACCAUGACAUCGUGGUGCUGUGUGUUCUAAAAGGAGGAUACCAGUUCAGCGCAGACCUCGUGGACAGGAUUAAGGCCCUGAGCUGCAAUUCCAACCGCACUAUCCCCAUGAGGGUACACUUUAUCCGGCUGAAAAGCUACCUGAAUGACCAGUCCACGGAGGAUCUGCACAUCGUUGGAGCGGAGGAUCUGUCAUUUCUAACAGGAAAGAACGUUCUGAUUGUCGAGGCCAUAGUAGGCACCGGGAAGACUAUGAAAACACUUUUGAAGCAUGUACAAGCUUUCAAGCCCAACAUGAUCAAAGUGGCGGGACUGCUGGUCAAACGAGUCUCGCAGAACUCAUCAUUCCUUCCUGACUACGUCGGUUUUGAAAUUCCGAAUCGUUUUGUAGUUGGAUACGCCUUAGACUACAAUGAAUAUUUCAGAGAUCUUAAUCACAUCUGCGUCAUCAGUGACAGCGGAAAGUCGAAGUACAAGGUUUAAAGCGGAGAUGCGACGAGCAGAUGGGACUGCCACACAGAUGUCACGUCACAGCCAGGCCUGGACUCGCUUCACAAAAUGCCACUGCCGUACAGCUGCUAUCGAGACAUUUGAUCUCAAAGCAUUUCUGUUUUGAUUUAACAUUCCUUUUGGCUUAUGGUUCAACAAUAGGCAUAGGACUUAAACUGGAAUCUGACUAACUCCGCAACAGGGUUUAUAUUUUUAAAGGGACAAUUUUAGAUUCACGCUUCGGUGUCUAGUUGUAACUCAGGAAAUAUUGUUGUUAUACAGGUCGGUUUUCCACAUUUUCCACUGUAAUACUGUGAAAUACUUCUGUUUACUUGAUACUUUUUUACGCCUUAUCUCACUUAGCUGGUGCGUCUAUCU